UGAGACCUCCUAGACACCGCACCCACGGAAAGUUUCACCUGUUGUGUAAUGUCUGGUGCGUCUUGCCCUCCGCCGCCGCUGAGAAGACUGACUUGAAGUAGCGCCUCACGGGUUCGAAGUCAUUGGAAGAUCGUUAUCCUGCAUCACGGCUCAUCUGUGUGUAAAGGACCCAGCCUGGUGACUCUCUGGGAAGGAUCCGGGUGGUAAAGGAUCGUGCAUGAAGGGUCUGGAUCGCUGCAGGAGUCCCAGGUGUUCUGUGCUGACUGUGAGCGCCUCCCCAGCUGGAGAAAAAAUGCAUGGUGAGGAUGCAGGAGUGAGCCCAAGGGCGCGCUCCCCCAGCAAACACCGCAGCCCCGCCACCGCCACCCGUGGGAGCGCCAGGUCCCCCCACCCCCUUGGGCGGACCUGUCCCCAGUCCCACUACCCCCGCCAUGUCUCCCCGGCAGUAGUGAGGCCCACGCAGAGCCCUCACCACCACUCCCCAUCCCCAAGCAGUAAUUCUUCCCCCAAGAAACUUCCCAAGCCCUUCCCCUUUAACAAACUCCUCCCCGACGUCCUCCACACUCUUGGACGUACUACUCCAAGAUCACCGCGGCGCAACUCCCCCGCGCCCACCAUCAAAGUACCUCAGCUGCCCAGGCUGAGAGAAAACGUUCGCAAACUUCCUGUGGACUUCCGCCUGCUGUUGAAGGACUCCUUACACCUCCUGCAGCAGCGGAAGGCAUCGAUACAAUUCACAGGAGCCCCAGAGAAGGAUGGCCCCAAGACAGUGCUAGAUCAAGAAGCACAAGGAACGUCAGAACUCAAGGACGAGGUGCUGGACAGAAGCAGCAUCAGCGCUCCCCUUCUGAGGACGCGGCACGGCAGUAUUACCAGUGACUACUUCAGUGACUCCGGCGAGCCCUCCCUUUCCCCCUCGCUCAUCAAGGACCACGAAUUUGUCCUGCAGCUGGACCUGGUGGAUGAAGAGUCCCAGAGCUCCAGGGCGCCAAGCAGAGCCCCAUCCAGAGUCGCGGUCCACAGCCAUGAUGAAGAGGACGAAGCGGACUUGCCUUUGGAAGAGUUCCCCUCCAACCCUGACCGUUUUCUUAAACUUUUAGUCCCGCUUGCUGGAGAAAAUGGAGCCUCUGUAGAGGAAGGGAAACUUGUCUGUAAUCCCCAAGCCAAUUUGAGUGCCAAACAGGACUUCCUUAACCUAGUACCUGAGACUAGAUUAUGUUCUUCGAAGUCGCCUUUUGGGUUUAGUUCCUCUCCUCUGCACAUUUCUUUAGCACAUCAGCACAUUCACAGCCCCCGCAGCACGUCCCCCUCACCUCCCCCACCACCCACUGCCCCACCCCUCUCAUCUCACGGUGCCAAAGCUUGCCGCGGGGACCUUCCUGCGGCGCCAUGGCAUCCCUUGUGUGAAUCCCCGGACACUUCUACAGGCAAACUGGUUGACGACGUACGCAUCACCGCAAUGGACAACGAUAAAGGCUGCAGUAGCAAUGGCGGCGGUGUAGGAGGGCUGGGUCCCCUGAGCUUCUCGCUGUCCUCGCUCUCGGGGUCGUCUAGUCCCGUGCUAGAUCAGGUCAGCCCCGCGAGGACGGCCGCAGAGCUACACACCAACUCUCUCAACCGCCGCAAGACUAAGUGA
Messenger RNA from Portunus trituberculatus (swimming crab), 1636 nucleotides. RefSeq lists its product as uncharacterized. Lineage: Eukaryota; Metazoa; Arthropoda; Malacostraca; Decapoda; Portunidae. The record is from RefSeq and is a predicted model, not a curated record. The coding region runs from base 218 to 1636 and encodes 472 amino acids. The transcript is spliced from 4 exons.